Messenger RNA from Saccharomyces mikatae IFO 1815, 1230 nucleotides. RefSeq names its product DNA primase subunit PRI1 (gene PRI1). The coding region runs from base 1 to 1230 and encodes 409 amino acids. The record is from RefSeq and is a predicted model, not a curated record. NCBI's taxonomy places the organism in Eukaryota, Fungi, Ascomycota, Saccharomycetes, Saccharomycetales, Saccharomycetaceae. Gene Ontology annotation, biological process: DNA replication, synthesis of primer. Gene Ontology annotation, cellular component: alpha DNA polymerase:primase complex. The transcript has a single exon.
AUGACCGACUCGAUCAAGGCCAAUGGGCCAAGCUCUUCAGACAUGGAGUACUACUAUAAAUCACUCUAUCCGUUCAAACACAUUUUUAACUGGCUGAAUCAUUCGCCCAAGCCUUCUAGGGAUAUGAUUAACAGGGAGUUCGCUAUGGCCUUCAGGUCUGGUGCUUACAAGAGGUAUAACUCCUUUAACUCUGUGCAAGAGUUCAAAGCGCAGAUAGAAAGAGCCAACCCAGAUAGGUUCGAAAUUGGUGCCAUAUAUAACAAACCGCCAAGGGAACGUGAUACUCUCCUGAAAAGUGAACUGAAAGCUUUAGAAAAGGAGCUGGUAUUUGAUAUUGAUAUGGAUGAUUACGAUGCUUUCAGGACAUGUUGCUCCGGGGCCCAAGUCUGUUCUAAGUGUUGGAAAUUUAUAUCUUUAGCCAUGAAAAUUAUGAACACGGCUCUGACAGAAGAUUUUGGCUAUAAGGACUUUAUUUGGGUGUUUUCAGGUAGACGUGGUGCUCAUUGUUGGGUAAGUGACAAACGGGCCCGGGCUUUGACGGACCUACAACGAAGGAAUGUUUUGGAUUAUGUUAACGUUGUUAGAGAUAGAAAUUCCGAUAGAAGACUGGCUUUGAAGAGGCCUUACCACCCUCAUCUGGCACGUUCAUUGGAGCAAUUGAAACCGUUCUUUAUCAGCAUAAUGCUUGAGGAGCAAAAUCCCUGGGAAGAUGACCAACAUGCAAUACAAACUUUACUGCCUGCUUUACAUGACAAACAAUUGAUUGAUUCAUUAAAGAAAUAUUGGUUGGACAAUCCUGGGAGAUCGAGCAAAGAAAAGUGGAACGAUAUAGAUCGAUUAGCUUCGUCGCUUUUCAAAGGUCUCAAGCAAGACUCUCACAUAAGCAGGUUACGUGAAUGUAAAGAAGAUCUCGUAUUAAUGACACUUUAUCCUAAGCUGGACGUGGAAGUUACAAAGCAAACAAUUCAUUUGUUGAAGGCCCCGUUUUGUAUUCAUCCUGCUACUGGGAAUGUAUGUGUGCCCAUUGAUGAAUCAUUUACUCCGGAGAAAGCACCAAAACUAAUCGAACUACAAAUAGAAAUGGAGAAAAAAAACGACGUUUCAUUAACGUCUUUGCAACCUUUUAUUGAUCAAUUUCAAACAUAUGUGAGUUCUCUUCUCAAGAAUGAACUGGGUUCAAUUAAGAGGGAACGUGAAGAUGACGAUGAAUCGGCUUCUUUGGAUUUCUGA